AGAAAAAGUCACCGCCCACAAGCGUCUCCCGUCAUCGCAAGGGCCUUCAAGCACCUCAAGUAGAGCUCUCCGCAACAGGACUUUGUCAACGACCCCGGCAGUCGUCUACAGGAGGACAACGCCUACCAUUCCUAAGACGCCCAGUGCCACAGUACCGACCCCGACAACGACCUUGCCAACCACCACGACCACAACCACAAUCCCUCCUCGCCUUCCCCUGGUUUGCACGGUGAUGAACUAUCCCUCGGGCUUGGCCGACAAUAUAUGCGACCAUCUAUUUUACGACUCGCUCUACCGGGACACUCUGUCGACAUUCAUCGGUAUAACUAAUGGCAUGAAAACGUUCCUGGAAGCUGCCGCCACAAGCAACCUCACCCGCUUCGGAUUCUCCGUUGAAGUGAGCGCACUCAAAACAUUCUCGAGCGAAUUCAAGAGCUCAGAUGGCCAGAAGUAUUGGAAACAGUAUUUGGAGAAGCGAGUUUACGACUGGGGAUUUCUCAAUGUUAACGAGAGACACUUUCAAGACAAUCCUGACGUGCUGAAGGAGGCAUUGACCAUGAUGAAGAAAAUGGACGAGUACCAAAAGCAACAAACCCCGAUCCAGGCUUACAUGAUGUUGGGCGUAUUUUUCAUGCCUACGUUAUGUGACCAAGUUGCGCAAAACUUUAAGUAAGUUUACCGUCUAAGCGCGAAAUCGUUCCAUGCGUAAAUGUCGCUAGCCCUUUGACCUGUCAUUCCUAUUACUAACGUUU
Dermacentor andersoni is the source of this 752-nucleotide messenger RNA. RefSeq lists its product as uncharacterized. The record is from RefSeq and is a predicted model, not a curated record. NCBI's taxonomy places the organism in Eukaryota, Metazoa, Arthropoda, Arachnida, Ixodida, Ixodidae.